Molecule: messenger RNA, 1092 nt
Organism: Histoplasma capsulatum G186AR
Lineage: Eukaryota; Fungi; Ascomycota; Eurotiomycetes; Onygenales; Ajellomycetaceae
Exons: 2
Coding region: 1-1092 (363 amino acids)
Source: RefSeq, a predicted model, not a curated record
AUGGCUCAGCCAUUUGCUCCGCCCAGCGAUUCUGCCGCGUUGGAGACUCCCCGCGUGCCAUCUCGAUUGCUCUCCAUAACUGCGCUGGCACGGUUCGAAUUUGAGGCCGGCAAGGGUAAUGAGGGAACCAAGAUUUUGAUGGUGGAAUGGGAGGAUGAUGACCUCACAAGGUCUACAGGAACCUGGCAUGUGUCCUGGGAUGGCAAGCAAACGGUCCUACCUGCAGAUGAACAAACGUCGGAUCAUAUCCGGCGAUGCUAUUUCUUACUUUCUCCCGGCACCACCAUACCUCCUGUCGUCACUUUGGCCUACGAGCCGCCGCCAAGCUCUGCUGCAACGGUGAAAAAACCCGAUUCCGUCCAGGUGAACCCGCUACCUGCCAUUUUCCCACCUGAGCUAGGAGCUACGGCGAGAGCUGCGGGUAAGAAAGGAGUGCUUCACACAAUAUGGGCUAAGAAGAGGCUGCAGGCUCUAGAGAAGGAGAUCAAAGAGGAAUCAAAGUAUAACCUCGAGGGCGUGGCUCUGGAGAUGGCCCUUCAAGAAAAAGAGUGGAUAGAAACAAACUUUGGCGUUGGGUCACGUCUACCGCCCCUCCAAACAACAAAUGUGUCGUCCCUGAAUUCUGUACCUCUUAGUCCUACUACCCCUCUAUCUCCUGGCGGUGGGAGAAAGCUCACUGAAAAGUUGAAGGGCUUAAAAUUGGGAACGAGUGAGAAGGAUCUUACCCGGAAACCUCCACCAGCAAACCAAGCUGAAUAUUCAGCGUCCCAUCCUCUGUCUCCAGAAGGACCGGAUGUGGCGAUAUCGUCGUUCAACUCAUUUCGUCAUACACCCAUCUCGGAUCCCACGAAAUAUCCCAUUCGAAACGCCAUAGCCCACCUCCCCCCUGCUUCUAUAAAAGCGCAGCAGGAACAACAUAUAUCAGAAGGGGGAUUUACCAGACUAACAUCCCCAAAAAUUGAUCAGAACACGGAUGACGGAUUAUUCGCGAAAGCUCUCAGUCCACGUUCUCCAGAUAUCCCACGAAGCCCAUUUUCAUUCUCCCCUGAAGAAACCAUUCCCUACGCGAGGAAUAAACUAAACGAAUUAUGA